Messenger RNA from Galeopterus variegatus (Sunda flying lemur), 2423 nucleotides. It is a transcript of the gene TSNAX, whose product is annotated as translin-associated factor X. The coding region runs from base 121 to 996 and encodes 291 amino acids. Gene Ontology annotation, molecular function: RNA binding; RNA endonuclease activity; sequence-specific DNA binding. The record is from RefSeq and is a predicted model, not a curated record. Gene Ontology annotation, cellular component: cytoplasm; nucleus. The transcript has 6 exons. Lineage: Eukaryota; Metazoa; Chordata; Mammalia; Dermoptera; Cynocephalidae.
GUUGCUGCGUCGACGCCGGCUGUGUGGCGAGAGGCGCUUCCGCAGCGUCGCUCCCGGGCUCGGCGGCCCGCGUCCUGUGCACUCUGCUCGCUCCGGGGCCCGUAGCGUGGCCGGGACGACAUGAGCAACAAAGAAGAAGGAUCGGGAGGGUUCAGGAAACGCAAGUAUGACAAUUUCCCACAUAACCAGAGAAGAGAAGGGAAGGACGUUAAUGCCUCUUCACCUGUGAUGGUGGCCUUCAAAUCAUUUCAGCAGGAACUUGAUGCAAGGCAUGACAAGUACGAAAGACUUGUGAAGCUUAGUCGGGAUAUAACUGUUGAAAGUAAAAGAACAAUUUUUCUCCUCCAUAGAAUUACGAGUGCUCCUGAUUUGGAAGAAAUAUUGACUGAAUCGGAAAUUAAAUUGGAUGGUGUCAGACAAAAGAUAUUACAGGUAGCCCAAGAGCUGUCAGGAGAAGACAUGCAUCAGUUCCAUCGAGCGAUCACUAUAGGACUGCAGGAAUAUGUGGAGGCUGUCUCUUUUCAGCACUUCAUCAAAACACGAUCAUUAAUCAGUAUGGAUGAAAUUAAUAAGCAGUUGAUAUUUACAACAGAAGACAAUGGGAAAGAAAAUAAGACUCCCUCCUCUGAUGCACAGGAUAACCAGUUUGGUACUUGGAGACUGAAAGUCACACCUGUUGAUUACCUCCUGGGCGUGGCUGAUUUAACUGGAGAAUUGAUGCGGAUGUGUAUUAACAGUGUGGGGAAUGGGGACAUUGACACCCCCUUUGAAGUGAGCCAGUUUUUACGUCAGGUUUAUGAUGGGUUUUCAUUCAUUGGCAACACUGGACCUUAUGAGGUUUCAAAGAAACUGUAUACCUUGAAACAAAGUCUGGCCAAAGUGGAGAAUGCUUGCUAUGCCUUGAAAGUCAGAGGUUCAGAAAUUCCGAAACACAUGCUGGCAGAUGUGUUUUCAGUUAAAACAGAAAUGAUUGAUCAAGAAGAGGGUAUUUCUUAGAAUAACACAACUUAUUAUUCUCUGGAGAACUCCUUAGAGAGACCAAUUUGUAAGACUGUUAUUUAGUAUUUCAUUUGACUUUAUUGUGGCUUUUACAUAGAAAUGUUUUUAGUUGAACUUGUUUUAAAUUGCAUACAAGCUGUACAUGAAAUGAUCCAAAUGAAUCAUUUCUUAUAUCUUAUUCAUGAAAGUUUGCUUACAAAUGUUUGCAUAUAUGCCUGUUUGAAUUUUUGCUGGUUAACCGUCAUCAUUUAUCUUUGUAAUGUGAACAUGCUUCAGAGUGUGCUUUCUGCCACACCUGUUUUAAUUUACUUUGUGUGAAUUUGAGAGUGGUAGUUUUAGUGGAAGCCAUUUAUAAUUCAAGUUGGUGAUUUGUUAUAUGUAGAAGAGAAUUCUUAAACUUCUGGACUUGAGCUUCCUUUAAGUUUCUUGGUAAUAUUGUGCCAAGCCUCCAACAUAGGCUUAUUCCAUGGAAUAAGAAUUAAAAACUAACAAGCUAUCAAUAUGCUUUAAAUACAAGUUUAUGACGUAUUAUAGUGAGAAUUUAUAUUAUAUUCUGGAUAAUUUUAGGCCAUUUUGAAUUUAUGUGAGAUAGCCGCCCAGAAAAAUUGACAGCUACCCAGAUGUAGUUUCACCAUUUAUUUUUUGUUCUUUAUCACAGAAGAUCUGAUAGGGAAUUGGCGCUAACCUUCUAAUAUUUUCACUGGUGAGGUUGAGUUGAAUAAUAUUCUUGUACAUAUGAUGGAAAAGCUUUUAGUAGUGAUCAUUUAGCAAUUUUUUUGUCAUUAUAUUAGGCAUGUUUGGAGGCUUUCCUAGUCUAGUAUCUAUUAGAAAUUAUAUUUAAAUAAUUAUAGUGAUGUUUUGAAAUACUGAGUUAAUCCAAACCUUUAUAGUUGUCCUGUGGUGUUAUUGACAAAUUAAAGUUGCCAAAGAAAAUUUAUCACAUACAGUUCAGCAAUAAGACAAUUGUCGGCACAGUUGAUAACAGCAGUAACAGUCUGUAGUCAUACUUUGCCUGCUGAACUUACAGAUUAUUACUUGUGCUGUGAAACUCACUUGAGCAUGACACUGUUGGCUGACAACCAGACGUUUCCAAUUGGUUUUCUGAAUUUUAAGAAUCUAGAUACUGGGUUUUAUUUUUGGAAAGAUUAGCUCUAUUUGUAAGGGCUGAUUCUUUGAAAAUGUAAUUUUCCAAAAAAUGUCACCUAAAGGAAAAUAAAACGUAGACAUGCCUAAUAAAUUAGGUUUGUUUGUUUUGGUGAUGGUGGUUUUUUUUUGGUUUUUCUGUUGACUGCUGAAAUGGAGUCGUUCCCGUUACAUAGUUUUUGUUUCUUCUUCCGCAUGAAGUUAAACUUAUUAUGUUAAAAGUAAAAUAAUAAUGGAUCGUUGAAUGUUUUACAGAUGUUUAAAACGGAAUUUUUUUUUUU